Messenger RNA from Hippocampus zosterae (dwarf seahorse), 4792 nucleotides. It is a transcript of the gene stox2a, whose product is annotated as storkhead box 2a. Gene Ontology annotation, biological process: positive regulation of transcription by RNA polymerase II. Gene Ontology annotation, cellular component: cytoplasm; nucleus. Gene Ontology annotation, molecular function: DNA-binding transcription activator activity, RNA polymerase II-specific; RNA polymerase II transcription regulatory region sequence-specific DNA binding. The coding region runs from base 878 to 3874 and encodes 998 amino acids. The transcript is spliced from 4 exons. The record is from RefSeq and is a predicted model, not a curated record. Lineage: Eukaryota; Metazoa; Chordata; Actinopteri; Syngnathiformes; Syngnathidae.
GCCCCCCCCCCCCCCUUACCGCCAACCCUCCACCCACCCCUGUGUUAAUGAAUGGAUGCUACGGCUAACGGACCGCCGCCGCCGCCGCCGUCGAGGCUGGAUUUCUAUUCCUGACUUGAUUGCUUUCUUCUUCCUAUGCUCUCCCAUUUUGGCCUGUUUUUGUUAUUUCCCUCCCCGCCCUUUGUUGGCGUUUGUCAGGGGUGGAGAGGAGAAAAAAAAAAGAAGGGCGACGGGGGUGUCUGCGCGCGUGUGUGGCGGGCGCUCGACGGGGAUAAAGAUGGAGGUGAACGUGGCGUCCCCGCCGCUCGGCGUACUACCGUUGGGCUGAAUGCAGGAGCUUUGAUUCGGAUGCGCUUUGGGGGGAUUUUUUCGGAGGGGGGUGCGCUUUUCCGGAUGAUGCUGAGCUAUUGUCGGGCCUGGAUGGGAAAGGAACGGUCCUGAAAAAACGACACCCUCAGCCCACCUCCACCCUUUUCUCUUUUUAUUAUCUUUACCCUAUUUUACCUCCCACCUUCCCUCUGCAUCACCCCCCCCCCCCCCACCAACACCCCCUGCAUCGGAGCGUAAUGUGCCUCCCCACGCAUGCAAAUAGUGGCCGGGUGAUGCCUCCCGGGAGGGAGCCCGCCGCGAGCCGCCGCCGCCGCCGCCACCACCGCCACCGCGCUGCCGUUCGUCAAUGAGACGCACGCCGCUUCUUCCUGCCAUGGCCGCUGUGGCAUCGCUCUAGCGGGACGCUCGGUACCCCAUGCGGGGGAGGCGCUGAGCCCCUGAGGUUGGUCCACCUCCCCCCUGGCCCCACUUCUACACCCAAACCCCCCUCCUCCCUCCCACUGCCCACCCAAACAACAACAAAAAACACAAAAAAAAGGGGGUCACGAUGAAGAAGAACCGCAACGUGCGGCGGGCCUGGGCCGGCUCGGAGAAAGACGUCCGUGUGCAGAAGCAGCACCUUCCUCCUCCUCCUCCCCCCCAUUUCUCGCCGUCCCCGCCGAGUUUUCGGGCGUCAGGUGACGUGUCGCCCAUCAGCAUGUCGCCCAUCAGCCAGUCCCAGUUCAUCCCGCUGGGCGAGAUCCUGUGUCUGGCCAUCUCGGCCAUGAACGCCGCGCACAAGCCCGUCAGCCAGGAGGCUCUGGCGGAGCACCUCGCCGCCAGCUUCCCAGGCGUGCCGACACCCAGCUUGGAGGUUCUGCGACACACCCUGAACAUGCUGGUGCGAGAAAGGAAGAUCUACCCGACUCCAGAGGGCUACUUCAUCGUCACGCCCCAGACCUACUUCAUCACGCCGUCCCUCAUCCGAAGCAACAACAAGUGGUACCACCUGGACGACCGGCUGCAGGAGCGGCAAGCGCACCCGCCGCAACCGCCGCCUCAGCGGUGUACCUCGCCCAAAUCGGGUAACGUCACGCCGUCCACGCCCGGUUGCCUGUCGGAGUGGCCCCCCCGCAAGAAUCACAACGACGCGUAUAGGCUUCAGAGUAAGACACCAAAGGAGCAGCGGAAGUCCGAAGCCCAAACGAGUAAGACCCCGAGGGACCGCUGCGGCGGCGGCGAACCCCCGGCGAGCAAGGAGCACCGCGGAGAACCGCCGUCCUACCCCCACCCGCCUCCUCUCACAUCCCCCCCUGUCCAGCGAGCGUCCCAAGAUCCGGCAGACAAGAGCAAAAGCCUCCCAUCGUUCCCUUACAAAACGGACACCCUGACCAAAAAGAAAGAGGGCGGAGCCAGCGGCGAGAAACAAUCCAAGCGCUUCGGUCUGCGCCUCUUCCGGCUGAGCUUCAAGAAGGACAAGAUGAGGCAGCUGGCCACCUUCUCGGCGCAGUUCCCGCCGGAGGAGUGGCCGCUGCGCGAUGAGGACGCGCCCGCCGCGCCCAUGCCCCGCGAGAUCGAGAUGGAGAUCAUCCGGCGGAUCAAUCCCGACCUGACGGUGGAGAACGUGGCCCGCCACGCCGCCGCCAUGAAGCGGCUGGAGGAGGAACGCGCGCAGAGACGCAAGACGGGCUCGUCGGCGCAGCACGGCGCCCGCGGCCGACGGGGCCGCGGCCACCGGCGGGCCCCGCACGGUAAGUCUCGCUCGCACAGCAAGCCGCGGACCUCCCGGGGGGAACCGUCAGAGGGUUCGAACUGGGAUCUUCUUUUCACGGAAAGGGAUUACCGUUUCUUCAGCCACUCGCUGGUGCGCUCCCCUCGGGAGGCCGCGUACACCCUGGAGCGCCGGCGGAGCGGCGGCGCCACGUACCUCGUCCACAGCAACCCCAACAUCGCCGAGUCGUACUGCCCCGUCACGCCCGAGUGGGACGUGUCCGGCGAGCUGGCCAAGAGGCGGACGGAGAUGCCCUUUCCCGAGCCCUCGCGGGGCACCUGCCAGUCCAGGGUGCAGAGGAGUCACAGUCACAAUCAGGACCGCAAGUCGCGCCACGACCGCUCGGAGCGGGCGAAGGAACGAUCGCGCUCCAUGGACAACUCCCUCAAAGGCCCCUCGCUCUGCCCGCCGGAAGACUUUGAGGCCGGACCGGACGAGCGCGCCCACUACUAUACCGACGACGGCACCCUGCGCGCCACCCACAAGUCGGGCCGCUACUCCAGGGUCGCUUUCUCUGCCGCCAAGUUCCACUCCGAUUUCAACGUGCCCGAUUUGGGGAAGGGUAGCGCGGACGAGUUGCGGCUCCGCGGGACGGCGGAAAGGAACCAGAGCGGGGACGGCCCGCCGACGUACAACGAGCUCAUGGGACUUUCGCCCAAGCCCUCCACGGACGAGUACUUCCAGUGUAAUACGUCAAACGAAACCAUCCUAACUGCCCCCUCGCCUCAGGCAAAAUCAGAAUAUGACACGUUAACCUCAUCGGGAGGACGCCGAAAGGGCUCUCCGGCCGACCGCCAAACGCCUCGCCUCACCUCUCCGCACAAGAUGGAGUACAAGGAGGACUCGGCGGCGGCAAAGGGACAAAACGCCGGCGGCGGCGGCGGCUCGGUGCGACUGACGCCCAGCCAGACCCCGGAGCCGGCGCAGAGUGCCCGCCUGACGCCGCACCAGCACAACGUGGAUCCCGGAGGGGGCGGCGGUGGCGGCGGAAGCGUGUCCAUCAAGAGGAAGGAGAUCUUCAGCAAGGACACCUUGUUCAAACCCCCACACAACGCCUUGUCCGCAAGCUACGCCGACAGCUACGCCAAGUCCGGCACGCUGCGGAAAGCCUCGAACGGCAAAUCCACAGAGGCCCUCGACAAUCCCGAGUCCCAGCAGCCUUCCAAUUCGGCCUCGGCUUCGCCCGCGCUGCUCCAGGGCUGCUUAGAGCCCGCCAUCGUCCCAUCCGCCUCCUUCGACUACUACAACGUCUCAGACGACGAGGAUGACGAGGAGGCGGAGGGGGACUCGCGCAAGGACUUGGUCGCAGCGGAGGACGGCGAGGACCGUCGAGAGGCUGGUGGCAACGGCGGGGGCACCGACGGCGGAGGCGCCGUCGUGGGCGGCGGCGGCGGGGAGGGAACCAUCAAGUGGUUACUGCGGCGGGAGAAGGAGCACGAUCUGCAGCGCAAACUGGAGACCAAUCUCACCUUGCUCAGCCCUAAGGAGACGGAGAACGCCGGCAGCCAGAAGUCAGCUCACUCGGCUCGCUUGGACAGCAUGGACAGUAGCAGUGUCACGGUGGACAGUGGCUUCAACUCACCGAGGACGCGCGAGAGCCUGGCGUCCAACACGUCCAGCAUCGUGGAGAGCAACAGGCGGCAGAAUCCGGCGCUGAGCCCCGGGCACCACGUUGGGCCGGGGGGCGCGGGGCUGCCCUUCAGCUUCCGCGCCAUCCCCGAGCCGCCCGCCGCGCCGCCACCCGACAAACUCCAGAAGCCCGCCAACUGCCUGGCCUCCAUCACCAGCGUGUAGACGCCGCCUCAAGUCAGCCAGUGCCCCCCCCCCCCUUCUUUGACCACUUUAGUUUUGCUUUUCUUUCGUUCGCUUCUGCUGUCACACACAUUCACACACCUUGGGACUCCCGGGAGUCUCACUGGGACUGUUACAAACAAAAACAAAACAGGCAUGGCUUCGAGAGACUGUUCCUCCAGCUUCAACGGGAACCUGACUGCAAAAAGUCAAAUCAUAAUAAUAUGGAAAGGCCAGAAAACUUCACCGAAGACUUUUUUGGGGGGGGUGACUUAUAACGGAGAUUUACCGGUAUUGGAAAGUAGUAGAGUAUAGGAAUACAAGUACCGUUCGGAAGCUUUUUCUAUCACCUCAUGUCCAAUUCAGUGUUCUUCUUCCCGAACGAAGGCUCGCCGGAUCAGCACAAUGAGGAGAUCGCCACAAGAAGAAUUACGAAAAGGAGGGAAAAUGGAAAAAUUAUAACGAGAUUAAGUCCGCUCGCAAUUGUGUGGCGCAAUGCAAACGAUGUAAUGUAUACUCCAUACUUUUGAUAUUCUAAUUAUUAUAAUGGUGGUAUUAAAGAUGCUAUGUGACCAAAAAAAAAAAAAAAAAAAAAGCAGGUUUGGACAAAAUGGCCUCCAUCCUUACACUUGAUAUUUUGUUCGUUAGCAGAAGAACUGUUUUGAAGUAGCCCGGCUCCUUUUGCAAAAAAAAAAAAAAAAUACUCGCAACUGGGACACAAUCGAGUUCGCUGCGACCCGAAUGAGUUUAACUUGUAUAGAAAAUGAAUGCUCGAGGUCUCGGGUGAUGUCAGGCGAACUCGCCGGCUUAUAUUAAAAAAAAAAAUGGUUUCAUCAAAUAUUUUUGUACUUAGGAAUAAUGUAUGCAUAAAGUAUGUUACUGUCUUUUAGAUAAUCUCUUGUUUUGUGCUUGAAUGGGAGG